GCGUACGUUGAGGCGUAAAGUAUUCAAGGUAUAGGCGCGCCGCCACGGAAUUGGAAACCCUCUCGCUCGCUCGCUCGCAGUUGUAGUCCAGUUCUCUUCCUCCCGCCGAGGCAGAGGUUCCAGUUUCACACGCAAUAACGCAUUCAGCUUUCGAAUUCCUCUGAGAGAGAGAGAGAGAGAGAGAGAGAGAGAGAAUGGGAGGAGAAGGGAGAGAAGGGGAUUGGGACUGCAGCGGAUGCGGGAACCGGAACUACGCGUUCAGAUCGUUCUGCAACAGAUGCAAGCAGCCACGGCUUCUGGUCGACACCAAAACUCCCGCCGAUUCCAAAUGGCUGCCCCGGAUCGGAGACUGGAUUUGCGUCGGUUGCACUAACAACAAUUAUGCAUCAAGAGAGAAGUGUAAAAAGUGCGGGCAACCAAGGGAGGUAGCAGCAAUGCCAGCAAUUGCAAUGCCUGGAGCUUCUCUGCAAACUCAUCCGCAUUAUUUUGCCAGGGCCCUGGGAGUACCAGAACAAAAUAUGAAUAUUGGAUUAUUGAGCAAUGUAGCACUCCAGCAGUCACUAUCUUUGGGCUCUAAUUGGUCUUUAGGAGGGGCUGAUAAAUAUGGAGUGCAGCCAGCUGAUAAGUAUGGAAUUCAGCAGGCAAACCUAUAUGCGAACCAAGCAAACCCAUUGCUGAUGGUUCCUAAAGGAUGGCGAAAUGGUGACUGGAUCUGCAGUUGUGGCUUUCACAACUAUGCUUCUCGUGGUCAGUGCAAAAAAUGCAAUGCUUCUAUGCCACCAGCAUUGGGAACAAAGCGAUUAGCAUCUGAUGAAGUUCAUGACUGGGAUAACAAAAGACUGAAUGCAGGACAGACACUUGGACUGCAGCAUGCAUACCCAGCAUUUGAUCAAGCAGCUGUUUCUGGUGGCAACCAAACAACUGGCUUACAUGCCCCUCCCUAUCCCAGUGGAAGCUCAGCAGGAGCUCCAGGUUUACAAGUCAAUUUUACUUUUCCGAAUGCAGCAGCAGCAACGCCUACACUCCUUGGCAAAGGAGCAAAGCAAUGGCGUGAUGGGGAUUGGAUGUGCACAAACUGCAACAAUCACAAUUAUGCAUCUCGAUCCAAAUGUAAUAGGUGCAACACCCAGAAAGAUGCAUCUGCUCAGCGGGUCAGCGUCGGGCAGCUGUAAAUUCAUGAACACCAUUGUCUACGGAGUUCUUCCAGUAACGGCGGGAAAAUACAGUUACUUGGCAAACUUAUAAUUGAAAUGUUACAUAGGGGGACAGUGGCAGUGAGUGAUCCUGCCAUUCCUUGUCCUUCCCAGUGUAGAUUGAUUGACAACCGACUAAUCUGUUUUUGUGAGAGAUAGUGGUCGUGAGUUAGCUUCCUUGUUGGAAAGUGGCUUCGGUUGUUUAAGAGGUUGUUCGUUAAAUUAGUUUUUGGGUUUUAUUUUCAUUUUAAGUUUUAUUUUCACUCUAAAAUAAAAUGAAAACUUAACCGGUACGUUUGCUUC
Molecule: messenger RNA, 1496 nt
Organism: Diospyros lotus (date-plum)
Lineage: Eukaryota; Viridiplantae; Streptophyta; Magnoliopsida; Ericales; Ebenaceae
Product: RNA-binding protein involved in heterochromatin assembly dri1
Exons: 7
Coding region: 195-1172 (325 amino acids)
Cellular component (GO): cytoplasm
Molecular function (GO): mRNA binding
Source: RefSeq, a predicted model, not a curated record